Messenger RNA from Venturia canescens, 4760 nucleotides. RefSeq names its product phosphatidylinositol 3-kinase 59F (gene Pi3K59F). The record is from RefSeq and is a predicted model, not a curated record. Bases 882 to 3539 code for a protein of 885 amino acids. Gene Ontology annotation, molecular function: 1-phosphatidylinositol-3-kinase activity. The transcript has 11 exons. Gene Ontology annotation, cellular component: cytoplasm; membrane; endosome. Gene Ontology annotation, biological process: phosphatidylinositol-mediated signaling; phosphatidylinositol-3-phosphate biosynthetic process; autophagy of peroxisome. Lineage: Eukaryota; Metazoa; Arthropoda; Insecta; Hymenoptera; Ichneumonidae.
UUCGUACCAAACUAUCAAGCUUGUGCUGUGUUGAUAAAUCAGGACAAAUCUCUUUACUACACGAGCACUAUUGCCUUGACAAGUACUUCAGAACAGAUCAAAUAGAUGGCGAUAUCUGCCGGAUCCGUUAAAUAUUUUGCCGGGAUCUUGUGGACGAACGUUUAAUCAAAAUCAACGCUAUAAGCAAUGUUGCGCAUAACCCCGCGUUGUUAUUUGAUUUCAACGAAAUAUUUCAACGAAACAGAGUGCGAAGUAGGAGCGACGAAAUUCUGUUUGAUCGUCAGUCCAUACAAAAAACUGUAAUGAAAAUAUUUCCAAAUAAAAUUGUUUUGUUGAAAUAAAUGAAAAUAUACGUAAACUCAUGGAAAAAUGGACUAGAAAUCAAAUAACGAAUACAGAAAUUUUUAAAAACUUAAAAAACUUCUUAUUAGUACAAAUUAUGCCAGCAGCGAUUGAUGACACGCUAUUGUUGACAGCUUUAAAGAAUUAGAAUGAUAGAAAACAAAUUGAUGCCAUCUCAUACUAAUCAAAAUAAUCGCAGCAGCUGUCAGCUGAUUGUGUGUUGGUUGGCAUCCGAUCAACGAGAGUAAGAGAGAAGGUAUAUAAACGACAAGCAGAUGGAGAGCAAAACAGUGGACGCAAAGGAAUAAAAGCUACUUUGUUGCUACGUAAAUAAAUAACUCAUGUUCCUAAUCUUACCUCGACUCGCUCGAGAAAAAUAGUCUCGAUUGAUAACUCUGCGAGUCUAAGAUGAAGAUGUAAAACAACAAUAAGUCGAAAAUGUGACAAGUGUUGAAGAGCUGCUUGAGAGUUUUCAGUUAUUCUGGUCGAGACUGAUCCUUCGUUGCUGAGUUAUACAAACAAUUCUUGGAGGUUUCAUAAUGGAGGUGAUAAGUGACAAGUUUUUCUACGUAUACAGCUCCUCUCUCGAAACAAGGAUCCAAAUAAAAAUAGGAACUUUGGAGGGCAAACGACAGAGACCAGAAUACGACAAGCUACUCCUGGAUCCUAUGAUCAAGUUCUCUGGCCUGUACGGAGCUGGUGGAGGCAAAGGUGACUUGGCGGCUUCGUUACAAGUUUGGGGAGGUGGAAGACCUCUUGCUCUCCCCGUUACUACAGCCUAUAAACACUUUACUUCACGAUGGAACUGGAAUCAAUGGGUAACUCUGCCGAUAUCGUACUCGGAUUUGCCAAGGGAUGCACAACUGUGUAUAACUCUGUACGAUUGUGCGGGUCCUGGCACUCAAAUACCAGUGGGAGGAACAACAAUUUCCCUCUUUGGAAAGCAUGGUGUUUUCCGACAAGGGAUGCUGGAUCUGCGAGUGUGGCCAGGAGUCGAGGCGGAUGGAUCAGUGCCUACUUCGACUCCUGGAAAAGCAAGAGAUCAUGGCAAAGAACAGAUGCAAAGAUUGGCCAAACUCGCUAAAAAGCGUCGCAACGGUCAAAUGAGCCGUGUAGAUUGGCUAGACAGAUUGACGUUUCGAGAGAUUGAAUUAAUCAAUGAAAGAGAAAAAAGGGCCUCGGAAUAUCUGUAUCUUAUGGUUGAAUUUCCUGAAGUUCUGAUGGACGGAAUUCCGUAUUCAGUCGUGUAUUACGAGAAGGAUGGAGACGAGGUUGUCCAGCACAGAUCUCAGCCUGAUGUAGUCACUUUACCCGAUUACGAGAUUCUUCAGGAAAAUCUGGUAGAGGCUAAACAUCACAAAUUAGCGCGAAGCUUGCGAAGCGGAGGCAACACGAAGGAAGUGAAACCAACGUCGAGCGUGAGGGAUGCUCUCAAUACGAUUCUCGCUUAUCCUCCGACCACGAGCCUCUCCACCGAGGAACAGGAUCUCAUUUGGAAAUUUAGAUUUUACUUGUCGAAUCAGAAGAAAGCUUUGACAAAAUUCGUUAAAUGCGUCAAUUGGAAAGUUGCGGGUGAGGAACGCCAAGCACUGGAAAUGCUCGCACUCUGGACCCCGCCCGAUCCCGAAGACGCCCUUGAACUUCUCGGACCUGCAUUCACUCAUCCAGCAGUCAGAAGAUACGCGAUUGGCCGGCUCAAUCAAGCUCCCGACGAUGAUCUCAUGCUCUAUUUGCUUCAACUGGUACAAGCGUUGAAGUACGAAGAUUUCGAGAGUAUUAAAAUCGCUAAUCAGAAAUUAUUCAAGGAUUCUGAUAGAAAUGACAAAAUCGAAAAAGACUCGAAAGCGAAUGAUCACUCAACGUCCACGCCAAUGUCUACGUCGAGCGAAUCGGAAACGGGACCGUCUUCGUGCAGCCAAGAACCACCGAUGGAUCUCGCAUCUUUUCUCAUAACACGAGCAUGUCAAAAUUCAACAUUGGCCAAUUAUCUUUACUGGUACUUGUCAAUCGAGUGCGAGGAUCAACCAGAUCCUGCAAUAACCGUGAAACAGGACACGAGAGUGCGCGAGAUGUACGUUACCGUGAUGAAAAUGUUUUCUAUGGCGUUGUCACAGGGCAACUUCGUGUGGCAAAACAGACGCGCUUUUCUCAAUAGGCAAAAAAUAUUCAUCGAUCAAUUGGUAUCGCUCGUGAAAGCUGUAGCUCGGGAAAGCGGUAAUCGAAAGAGAAAGACCGAUCGACUGAAAGCAUUACUCGCCGAUCCGGACCCCGUUUUCAAGAUCAACUUCUCCAAUUUUGAACCAAUACCUUUUCCGUUGGAUCCUGAAAUAUCCAUCAAAGGAAUCAUACCGGAGAAAGCCUCCCUCUUCAAGUCGGCUUUGAUGCCUUCGAAGCUUACUUUUUUGACAACAGAAAACACCGAGUACAUCGCUAUAUUCAAGCACGGGGACGAUCUCCGACAGGAUCAGCUUAUUCUCCAAACGAUUGCGCUGAUGGACAAACUAUUGAGGCGAGAGAAUUUAGACUUGAAGUUGACGCCUUAUCGAGUUUUAGCAACGAGCACGAGGCACGGAUUUCUACAAUUUAUCGAGUCGAUUACUGUCGCUGAGGUUUUGGCAAGCGAAGGCUCGAUAUUGAAUUUUUUCCGGAAACAUCAUCCAUCGGAAACUGGACCUUACGGCGUCGCUUCGGAAGUGAUGGAUACAUACGUUAGAAGCUGCGCUGGUUAUUGUAUAAUCACGUACGUUUUGGGUGUCGGGGACCGACAUUUGGACAAUUUACUUUUAACGACGUCUGGAAAAUUAUUUCACAUUGAUUUCGGGUACAUCUUGGGUCGAGAUCCAAAGCCACUGCCCCCGCCCAUGAAGCUGAGUAAAGAAAUGGUGGAAGCUAUGGGCGGGGUGGGAUCGGAGCAUUACCACGAGUUUCGUAAGCAAUGUUACACGGCGUUUUUACAUCUUCGAAGACACGCCAACUUGAUGCUGAACCUAUUCUCUUUGAUGGUUGACGCGAGUGUGCCGGAUAUCGCGCUCGAGCCGGACAAAGCGGUGAAAAAAGUUCAGGACAAAUUACGCUUAGAUCUGAGUGACGAAGAAGCCGUUCAUUACGUACAGAACCAGCUGGACUUAUCCGUGACCGCGGUAAUGGCUGCUCUCGUCGAGCAGCUUCACAAAUUUGCACAAUAUUGGCGAAAAUAAUGAACGGUGACGCUUUUUCUUAUCCCCGUGGCAAAAUCAACAUUGUCUGUAAAUAUAUUAUAUAUAUAUUUGUAAGUAUAUUACUUUUCAAAUGAAAUAUUAUUGAUUCUAUUUUGAAAUUGUUUUCGACGAAUAAACAUGUUUCGUAAACAAAUAAAAGGUACUUGAAUGCUUCGCGACAAUCCAAAACUCUUCAGAAGUGACGUGUUUGAGAGUAUUUUCGUGUCUGUAUGUCAAUUGUUUUUCUCCUAUACAGUGAGCAAGAGCUGAUCACUCACGAUACUUGCUGACAAUUAAUUUGACGCUCUCGGUAAUAAGAGAGAAAUAGUCCAUCGAACGAAUCAUUUGUUACGUAAAUAUUCGUAUAUUUAUUUUUAUUUCAUAGUUUUACAUUUGCGUAUGUGGUGCACACUGUAGAAAUUAAAAAGUAAUAUUGUUAGUGUUCGAAAAUAUGAAGUUGUAAUUGAUACGGUUGUAAUUUAACCGUUUUUUUAUUCAUUAAAUCCACCGUUUCAUGUAUUUAUUCGACGUAGCACAGACACUAGUUCGUUUGAUCCGACAUUACCAGAAAGUUUCAUAGAAAACGUAACAAUUUGGUUUUUUUUUUUUCGUUUCUUCAAUUUCUUUCGUUUGUAUUCCUCAUUCUAUAAUUUACUCGGAACAUAGGAACGCAGUUUUUAUCUUUCGUCCGGCAAUAAUGAAACUCUUUACGUCAAUGGUAAACUAGGAAUGAGGAGAUGUAAGAGAGGACAUCAACAAUCCAAUUAUUCGUAAUUCAAAUUUUGUAUAUGAAAAAAAAAACAAAAAAAAAAGAAGAUUCGUAUUCUAUUACACUUGAACAUUGGCGGGACGAAGUAGUAUGAAUAAUGCACAUAUCUCUCGCUCUCCCUCUUUUGAAUAUUAACAUAAUAUUUACACGUGUGACCAUGAUUUAACAAUGCCACGAAAAAAUAAAAACAUUUAUUUUGAAUAACAUGAGACUAUAAAGAAUAUAAUAUAAUGUAUCGAUCGCUUGGGAUCUUUAGAAAAUUCGUCGUGUUCGAAAAGUUCCCGGUAUAAAAGACAGACGGGAUAUGAGAAAAUUUUUCAUGCAACAUUAUCAAGUAGUAUAAAGUCGUUAAUUUUGUUAUUUCUGUUUCGACGAUAACCGUAUUUUUAAAUUGUUCAUCUGUCACCGUGAAACGUGUACGCGAGUCGAGAUUAAAAAACGUGCACAGAAAA